AUGGCCUCCAGCUCCAGAACGAGCGUCUCUGUGGCGGUUGACCCCGUCGCCUUGAUCACAACGGAAUGUAUCACGGUCACGUCUGCCAUGCGAAAGCAUGCUCGCUGGGCACAUUCCUCGGUCUCUGCCAUUCUGGGUGUGGCUUCUCCGUUGAAUCCAAGCGUGCAGAACUCUCAGCCUUCAACACCUCGAGAUGAGCUUGGAAAUAGAAAGGGGCUCAAGAGUAGAACGUCCUUGGGAUUUGCAGAUGUGGGAGAGGAGGGAGGACUGGCAAACAGAUGGGGCUUACGAGGGAAGAAAGGGAAGAGCAUGCAGGACAAUCCCUUAAUGGCUGGGUUUGGCAGACUCCGGCGUGAGCUUACGGGUUGCAAAGACAUACGAAAGUUUGAUACACCCUCGUUAUUACAUCCUUUCCUCCAAGUCAUCCGCGCCUCAGCAACCUCCGCUCCGAUUACCUCCCUCGCCCUCGCCGCCAUCACAAAGUUCUUCUCAUAUAACCUCAUAAGCCCGGAUUCUCCUCGAUUGUCUAUUGCUAUGCAGUCAUUGUCUGCUGCAAUAACACAUUGUCGAUUCGAGGCUAGCGACUCCGCUGCAGAUGAAAUAGUUCUGUUGCGAAUACUGAAACUCAUGGAGGGGAUGCUAUGUGGCCCAGGUGGAGAUCUACUCAGCGAUGAGAGCGUCUGUCAGAUGAUGGAAUGUGGACUAAGCAUGUGCUGUCAAGCGAGACUAUCAGAGCUUCUUCGACGGUCAGCGGAAAUGUCCAUGGUCAAAAUGUGUCAAAUCAUAUUUGAACGUUUGAAACACCUGGAAAUUGAAGCAGGGGAUGAGGAUGAGGCCUUGGAUGAGAAGACAAAGGAGGAUAUGGAUACUGUCAAGAUGGACCCAUCGGCGAAGGGCAAUGAUGCUGUCACAUCAUCUUUGGCCGCGGCUCCAACAGAUUCACGUCCAUCCUCAAGCUUUGACAAAUUGCGGCCCGGGAAUUCAGCAUCGAUAGACAAUGGAUCUGAGGCUGGAGUUGGUCCUGCGUCAGAGGCGUCGGACGAACCUCCAAUAAAGCCAUACUCACUUCCAUCUAUAAGGGAACUUUUCCGGGUUCUCGUUGAUUUGUUAGAUCCUCACGACCGCCAACAUGCUGAUGCUAUGAGAGUAAUGGCAUUGCGCAUUAUCGAUGUAGCCCUCGAGGUUGCGGGCCCCUCCAUUGCAAAACAUCCAAGCUUGGCGACUCUUGCCGAAGAUCGGCUCUGCAGACAUCUGUUCCAACUCGUCCGUUCAGACAAUAUGGCGAUAUUACACGAGUCUCUCAUCGUUACCGGUACUCUGCUUGCCACAUGCCGUGGUGUUUUGAAACUGCAGCAAGAACUGUUCCUUUCUUACUUGGUUGCGUGCCUGCAUCCUCGUGUCGAGAUUCCGCGAGAGCCAGGCAUUGACCCAUCCUUGUAUGCCGGAGUUCCACAAGCCCCAAAACUUGUGAAGCCUCCGCCAUCACAAUCAAGCAGCGGUAGAUCAACACCAGUUCCUGUCAAAGACCGGCAAAAGCUGGGUAUGGAAGGAGGUUCGAGGAAACCAGACGCUAGAGAAGCCAUGGUAGAGAGUGUAGGCGCUCUUGCUCGAAUCCCAAGCUUCAUGGUAGAGCUGUUCGUUAACUACGAUUGCGAGGUUGAUCGCAGCGACUUGUGUGAAGAUAUGGUGGGGCUCUUGUCACGGAACGCCAUUCCAGAUUCGGCCACCUGGAGCACGACGAGUGUUCCGCCUCUAUGUCUGGAUGCCUUGUUGGGCUACGUUCAAUUUAUCGCGGAGAGACUAGAUGAUGAACCCAAAUUUGAAGGGUACCCUGACAAGGAGAAACUACGCGAACAGAGGAGGAGGAAGAGGAUUAUCAUCCAAGGAGCUACGAAGUUCAACGAAAACCCAAAAGCUGGACUUGCUUAUUUAAACUCUCAAGGGAUCAUAGACGACCCUACGGAUGCCAAGUCUGUUGCAGCAUUCUUGAAAGGCACAUCAAGAAUAUCAAAGACAGUAUUUGGGGAGUUCAUAUCGAAGAAAGGCAACGAGGCUGUCCUCGAGGCUUUGAUGGAUACAUACAAUUUUGAUGGUAAACGAGUGGACGAGGCCUUGCGUGAACUUCUGGAAGCAUUCCGACUGCCGGGCGAGUCUGCACUGAUCGAGAGAAUCAUAACCGUAUUCUCUGAACGUUAUUGUGCCUGCUCUGUGCCUGAAGGUCUUAAAAGCAGCGAUGAUGUUUUUGUCUUGACAUACGCCGUCAUCAUGCUCAAUACCGAUCAGCACAAUCCAAAUCUGAAGGGCCAAAAUCGGAUGACCUAUGAGGACUUUGCUAAGAAUCUGCGUGGGGUAAAUGCAGGGGGAGACUUUCCCCCCCAAUAUCUCCAAGAUAUCUACGACUCCAUCAAGUCGAAUGAGAUAAUAUUGCCAGAUGAACAUGAUAACAAGCACGCUUUUGAUUAUGCUUGGCGAGAGCUGCUACUCAAAACCGAAUCUGCUGGGGAUCUUGUAAUCUGCGAUACGAAUAUCUUUGAUGCGGAUAUGUUCGCGGCGACCUGGAAACCCGUCGUCGCCACCCUGUCCUACGUGUUUAUGUCUGCAACUGACGAUGCUGUAUUUUCGAGAGUCAUUACUGGCUUUGAUCAAUGCGCACGAAUUGCAGCAAAAUACAAGUUGACUGAGGCCGUUGAUCAGGUAAUAUAUUGCCUGAGCUAUAUGACCACACUUGCCACCGAAACCACAUCAAAUACAGCUCUCAACACGGAGAUCCAAGUGGGUGAAAACAGUGUCAUGGUCAGCGAGCUGGCAGUCAAAUUUGGUCGCGAUUUCAAAGCUCAAUUAGCUACUGUUGUUCUCUUUCGAGUAGUGACAGGUAGUGAGUCUGUCAUUAAUGAUGGCUGGAAGCACAUUGUGCGCAUUUGGUUGAAUCUUUUUGUCAAUUCUCUGAUACCCCCUUUCUUUGCACCAAACCGCAUAGACAUUCCUCCUAUACCGCUACAAAAUCCCUCGCAGGUUAUCGAUCGUGGUCAAAAACAGACCGAAACAAAUAUUUUUUCAGCUUUCACGAACUAUAUCUCCAGCUACGCUGCAGACGACCCUCCUGAACCGUCUGAUGAGGAGUUGGAGAGCACAUUAUGUACAGUUGAUUGUGUGAACGCCUGCUACAUGGGAGAUGUGUUCGCAAAUAUAGUGAACCUCCCUGUAGAUGCUUUGAAGCCUCUUGUGCAAGCCUUGCUAUCCCAGCUACCUGAUGAUCCUUCGUCUAUCGUCAUAACUCUGAAAACCGAGACAGAAGCUGUGUCUCCUACAAACGGCCACAAAAGUUCAUCGAAUGGGCCAGUAUACGAUCCAUCGAUGGCCUAUAUUUUGGAACUCUGCACAGUGCUUACUCUCCGAGAUGAAGAGACUGUCAAUGCUCUUGGCCGUGAUGUUGCAGAAGCAUUGCAAAACACCUUGCGCAAUGCUGGUAGCUACCACCAUAUUCUGAUAUCGAGGACGAUCUUUUACCUGCUUCAAAUAUUGCAGGCUAGCUAUGAACAAUCCUUCAUUCGUAUUCCGGUUGUACUCCAUACUAUAUCGAGCUUCAAGAAGGAUUUAUUCGAGAGGUCUGCAACUCUCGUUCUUCAGGGUCUGUCACAUUGCAUUAAGGAGCCGGGCCCUCUUAGGAAUGAAAUAAUGACGUCUCCGGACUUCUGGGUGAUCCUACGCAACCUCACGGCAAAUGCACAGGCAGCGCCGACUGUGUUUGAAUUGCUCGAGGGCAUCGUUAUGGGUUCGCCUCCAACAAUAAUGGCAGACAACUAUGAAUCAGCAAUGUCAUUACUCAAUGACUUUGCGUCUACUGGAAGUGUUGGGUCCACAGUCGAACAGAAGCAAGAUAAGCGAACGAGAAGAGGCCAGGUGGUCAAGCAAGAGAAGAAACCAGAGGUCGAUGCUGCUGUUGCAAGGGGCGUCAAAGCUAUUACGAUGAUAUAUUCAUUGACGACCCGGAUACCAGUUCUCAUGAAGCAGUCUCAUCUCGAAAGUAAAGAGGCGUGGGCCGCUUACUGGUCGCCGAUUUUCAGAGCACUCACCACUCAGUGUACAAAUCCUUGUCGCGAGAUCCGCCACCAAGCAUUCUCUUCCCUGCAGCGUACUCUGCUGUCUCCAGAAUUGACAUCAGGUGAACACGAGGAAUGGACUGCAAUAUUUGGAGAAGUCCUCUUCCCGCUUAUCGUAAGACUUCUGAAGCCCGAAGUCUACUCAUCCGACCCUAUUGGUAUGAGCGAGACGAGGGUGCAAGCUGCUACAUUACUCUGCAAAAUUUUCCUGCAUUACUUAGUCCUACUUUCGAAAUGGGAUGGUAUGCUGGAUCUCUGGCUUAAGAUACUCGAUAUCAUGGACAGAUUAAUGAAUAGCGGGCAAGGCGAUAGCUUGGAAGAGGCAGUUCCAGAAAGUUUGAAGAAUAUUCUGCUUGUAAUGUCAAGUAGCGGCUAUCUCGUUCCCCCAAGCGGGGAUCCAUCUCAGGAUAGAUUGUGGGUGGAAACCUGGAAACGAAUUGACAGAUUCCUUCCCGACUUGCGGAAGGAGCUCGAUUUAGACCCGAAGGAAAAACCGGAGGAGAAACCGGAAGAGAAAUUGGCAGAGCAGCCACAGGAGCCACAGGAGUUACAGAAGGAGGAGAGCGCCGUUCCAGUAACGCCGGUUUCGUAA
Messenger RNA from Amorphotheca resinae ATCC 22711, 4692 nucleotides. RefSeq lists its product as hypothetical. NCBI's taxonomy places the organism in Eukaryota, Fungi, Ascomycota, Leotiomycetes, Helotiales, Amorphothecaceae. Bases 1 to 4692 code for a protein of 1563 amino acids. The transcript has 7 exons. Gene Ontology annotation, biological process: regulation of ARF protein signal transduction. Gene Ontology annotation, molecular function: guanyl-nucleotide exchange factor activity. The record is from RefSeq and is a predicted model, not a curated record.